AUGGACAAAGUCAAAGACCAAUCCUCCGUGGUUGAUGACAAUGCAUCGACCGUGGAAGGCCAGAUCGGAUUCUCGAGCUCAUAUCGACCCAUGCCAGAGUCACUCCGGAGCCUCACCGAAGACGAGUUCAAGAAGUUGAACAAACAACUUGUUCGCAAGAUUGAUUUCAUCAUCUUGCCCCUCAUCGGAAUAUUAUACAUCUUGAAUUACAUCGAUCGUCAAAAUCUUGCGGCGGCUAAACUACAAGGAAUCAUGGAGGAUCUCAAUAUGACUACUCAGCAAUUUGCUACUGCUGUAUCGAUUCUUUUCGUCGGUUACCUGCCCUUCCAAAUCCCCAGCAACCUGCUCAUCACCAAAAUCUCCCGUCCCGGCAUGUACAUUUGCUGCGCUGUGGUAAUCUGGGGCGGCAUCUCGGCAGCUACCGCAUCGGUCAAGACAUAUGGACAGCUGCUUGCUGUGCGUGCCGUUCUCGGAGUGGCAGAAGCCGUCUUCUUCCCCGGAGCAAUCUACUACCUAUCUGCAUGGUACACCAAGAAAGAACUCGGCAAGCGUAUUGCCAGCUUAUACAUCGCACAGCAGUUUGGAAACGCUUUCGGUGGUCUCUUCGCCGCUGCCAUCCUCAAACUGAACGGGCACCACGGAAUUGCAGGCUGGCAAUGGCUCUUCAUCAUCGAGGGUAGUGCAACGGUUGGCAUUGGUUUCAUCUGCGCCUGUUUCAUGCCUGAAUAUCCCCACAACAGCAAGAUCCUGUCCCAAAUGCAGAGAGACCUCGCGGUGUGGCGCAUUGAGUCCGAGUCCGGCGCCGCGGAGGGUACCGAGAACGAGAGCGUGCUUCGUGGCUUUGCCAAAGCCCUUUCGGAUCCCAAGCUUCUGCUCCUCAUCUUCUGCAAUCUGUUGUCACAAGCUCAGGGGUCUAUCGCCAACUAUUUCCCUACAUUGAUAGCUUCGCUCGGCUUCAACAGCACCAUCAGCUUGCUCCUGACCGCACCGCCGUACAUCCUUGCCGGUGGAGUCUACUACGUCGCCAUGUUCUAUUCCGACCGUAAGAACACCGUCUACCCGCUGAUCAUCAUGUUCCUGUCGAUCUCCAUCGGCAUGUACAUCAUCCCCAUGGCCACACUGAGCGUCGGGGCGCGGUACUUCUCCAUGAUGAUCCUGCCGUUCGCAUCCGUCGGGCCCCAGCUCCUCAUGUACAAGACGAUCAACCUGCAUCUCGCGCGUCCUGUCUCAAAGCGCGCGGCCGCCUCUGCCCUGGUCAACGCGCUUGGAGGUACCUCCAACAUCUGGGCAUCGUAUCUUUACUAUUCGUCGCCCCAUUUCUACGCCGCUUUCGGCACGUUGAUGGGCUGCGCCAUAAUGUUCAUGCUCACCAUCACCUUUUACCGGUGGCUCGUGCUACGUGAGAACAAGCGCUUGGAUUCGGGUGAUCCGGCACAGAUUGCCGUGGUUGUUAAGAACGGCGUGACGGAAGAAAUGGUUCAGUUGGGUUGGCGCUACGAGAUGUAUUAA
Truncatella angustata is the source of this 1509-nucleotide messenger RNA. RefSeq names its product MFS transporter. Gene Ontology annotation, biological process: transmembrane transport. Gene Ontology annotation, molecular function: transmembrane transporter activity. The transcript has a single exon. The coding region runs from base 1 to 1509 and encodes 502 amino acids. The record is from RefSeq and is a predicted model, not a curated record. Gene Ontology annotation, cellular component: membrane. NCBI's taxonomy places the organism in Eukaryota, Fungi, Ascomycota, Sordariomycetes, Amphisphaeriales, Sporocadaceae.